UGAGUCACAAAAGAGCUGAUGGACCAGCCAAGGAAUCUAAACGGAAAAUUCCUGUUUUAUUCAGCAUCUACUAGUCCACAAAUCAUGAGGGAUUCAGAAAGGUAGGAGGGAACAUUGCUUGAGGCCUAGGAUGCAAGGGGAAUGAGGAAAGGCAAUUUGGAAAGUGUAUACAAAUUAUGCAUUCAUUUAUUGUAGAACUUAUUUCUUGCUUUUCUUUUAAUUUGUCUGCCUCUCAAGUGUUUAGACAGAAGUCAUGUGAGCUUCUGAGCUGCAAGCAUGGAGACAGAGUAGAAAUGUGUGCAUUAGUGCAGAGUGCUGCUGGAGCCCUAGCAGAGUAAGAGAGAGGCAGAGAGAGAGAGUGUGAGAGUGAAAAGGGGUAGUGGUGGGAGCUGGAACAGCAGCAACUGCUGCUACCACAUCGCAGCUUGUGCCUGGGAAUCAGCUCCAUUGCCAGCACGUUCCUCCGUCUCCAGAGGUGCAGAUGCCGCCGGUUCAAAAGUCCUAGAAGAUCCCUGGCACUGCCAGGAGCUAAGCAGGUGCUUUUUCUGCUGCAAAGAACAUCUGUCUGGGGACUUUGCUCCUUUGCUGGACUGAAAGAGUGUACUUGCCUUCUGCUGUCUGCACUCUUGUCCCAGCCUCUCUCCUGCCCGUGGGGCCGUGGCCGUAUGGAUGCCCCCGUGCAGAUUUUCCGGGAGGAGCCAGGCUCCACCUGCUCCCCCGGGUCCUGUCGCUCCCCCAGCACCAGCAGCAGCUGGCUCCUGGGCUGGGAGGACUAUGAGAGCAACGCCACCGGGGCCUUUGGGGACGCCCAGCACAACCACACCAGCAUCUCCCCCGCCAUCCCCAUUAUCAUCACUGCUGUCUACUCAGUAGUCUUCGUUGUUGGCUUGGUGGGAAACUCUCUGGUCAUGUUUGUUAUCAUAAGAUAUACAAAGAUGAAGACAGCUACCAACAUCUACAUUUUCAAUCUGGCGUUGGCAGAUGCACUAGUUACCACUACUAUGCCUUUCCAGAGCACUGAGUACCUGAUGAACUCUUGGCCAUUUGGGGAUGUGCUCUGUAAAAUAGUUAUUUCGAUUGACUAUUAUAACAUGUUUACCAGCAUAUUCACACUGACUAUGAUGAGUGUUGAUCGAUACAUUGCCGUGUGUCAUCCUGUGAAGGCUCUGGACUUCCGUACUCCUCUCAAGGCAAAGAUAAUCAAUAUUUGUAUCUGGCUGUUGUCCUCAUCUGUUGGCAUAUCUGCCAUAGUUCUUGGAGGAACCAAAUUCAGGGAAGAUACUGCUAGCACUGAGUGUUCCUUGCAAUUUCCAGACAGAGAUUACAUGUGGUGGGACAUCUUCAUGAAAAUCUGUGUUUUUGUCUUUGCAUUUGUUAUUCCAGUUCUCAUUAUAAUUGUUUGCUAUACGCUGAUGAUCCUGCGUCUUCAAAGCGUACGGCUUCUCUCGGGGUCUCGAGAAAAAGAUCGAAACCUGCGCCGCAUUACCAGAUUGGUUCUUGUGGUUGUGGCAGUAUUUAUUAUCUGUUGGACUCCUAUUCACAUUUUUGUGCUGGUCGAAGCAUUAGGGGAUGUGUCCCAUAGUACUGCAGCUAUAUCCAGCUACUAUUUCUGUAUUGCUUUGGGUUACACCAACAGCAGCCUCAAUCCAAUCCUGUAUGCUUUUCUGGAUGAAAACUUCAAGAGAUGUUUCAAGGAUUUCUGUUUUCCAUUUAAGAUGAGGAUGGACAGGCAGAGCACCAGCAGAGUCAGAAACACUGUGCAAGAUCCGGCCUAUAUGAGGGAAACAGAUGGGACAAACAAACCUGUAUGACUAGUCGUGGAAAUGUCAUCUUACUGCCCUCAAGAGAGAGAAGAAUCCAAUGACCUUGGACUGACUCAGAUUACUACUGCGCUUUGAACUAGACUCACCCAGAGAGACAUUUUUGGAAUAUUUAAGAAAUCCUGGUCAUUUGAGCUAAAACAAGUUAAUUGUUGACAAAUAAGAAACUCCUGAAAAUAAGCUCAAAUGAAAAGAACCUGACUGGUGGCCAGGUUUUGGGGCCACAUUUACUGUAGAGCACCUCUGGGGAGAGAGGAGGUACUGAUUGUCGUACCAGGUGACUCUGGAUCAGGAAAGCUCUGGCUUUUCUCUUCACUGUGUGUAAGUGAAGUGAAUAAUUAAGCAACAUUUGGCCAUAACACUGAGUUAUGCUAGAAAUACUGUUUUGACCUGCCAGUGAUUGCUUUUGAAUGGUCUGACGACUUGAUUUGUUGUACUCUUUUACUGUGAAGAGUAUUUAGGUUUCUGCAGAACAUUGCCAGAGCUAUAAUCAAUAUUCUCAACUAAUAUAUCCAUAAUAUUUGUCUGUGCUGUGGAAAUACAAGUUAAACGUGAUCUGCCUACGUACCAAAGUGAUUUUAUUGUGUCUGUAUAUGGUAAAGCAUUUCAGCGUUUUAAAAAAUGUGUUGGGAUUUAAGGCAAAUUGUUAGUAUAUUUUUAGCACAUGCUUGGUCACCUAUGUGCUAUGUUUUUUAUGUGUAAUUUUCCAAGAUGAUUGCAUAUUUAUUGAUUGUGAAUAAUAUAAUACGCAUAUCAGUAAUGUGUUUUCAACAAGAGACAGGAAAAUUUCAAAUUCUUCAUUUGUUACAAAACCGUUAAAAAAUUGUUCCCCACUCAUUAUACUGGAACAUAAAUAUUUGCAUUCCAUUUUCACUGAAGGAUAUGCUUAAAAAUAGUGCUGUACUUGUUUUGCCAGACAAUUUGUAAGUAGACCAAAAUAAAUAUUUGAAGAGUUGUUAUUAGAAACUUGUAUACUGAUUAAGCAGACUGAUACAGAGGAAAUUAAUAUCAAAUAUAUUGGAUGCUCUAAAGGCACUUGAAAGUGAAAGUUCUCAUUUUAUUGGUGAUAAUAACUUUUUCUUUGAAACGAUCCUAUGAAAUUAGUCAAUUUAUCUGUUUUCCUGUGAAGAUGGAGAAGCCAAGGCACAGAGAAGUUGCUGGCUUGCUGAAGGUAAGUUUAUGGCAAAACUGAGUCUAACCUGCCACCUUCAGUCCAUAGUCUUUAGUCUUCCUAACUGUUAAAUACUAUUAUCCCUAUUUCUCCUCUCCCUGAAGUUCGGGGAAAUAUUAUCAUUAUCUUCACCGAGAACAGGUUUAGCCACCAGAAAUCUUGAUAACUUAUUUGUUUAUACAAAAUCGUCAAUAAGGUGGAUGCCUUUCCUGCAUAGUAAAUUUACUGAGAAACACAGUCUGGCUUGGUUCUAGCGGACCAUGAAGCCAACCAAACAAAAAUUAUUUGUGCACACCAAUACAACUCAUGAGAUUUACCAUUGUAGCUUGCAGUACAGGUCUUGUGGAAAUGCAGUAGAGAGGCAGCCAUCCUGCAUAUGUUGACAUUCUUUAUUUUCAAAUACAAUCACGUAUGUCUAAUAAUCUUUGCACUGAGUAAACAAAUGCAGCUACAUUCAUCUUGCAGUACCAAAGUAAUCCUGAACAGUCAGUGGUCUGUAUAGCCAUCCAAUGGAGCGGCCAUGUAGAGCAGAUCUUGUGAAAUUCAGGCCAUGAAGCUUUGUACUUCAGAACUAACUGCUCUAAUGUAAUUUGCUUUGUUUCGCUUUGUUAGUUAAAAUAUUGAGGAUAAUCUUUACUGGCUAAAACUAGUACUUUCUGAUUGUUUCUAAGUGGUAAGUGAAUAGCUGACCUCAGAAUACCAGAUUUGCCUGAGGAAAUGAAUGUUCACAGAACUGUUUGUAUGAUUCUAACUUCCUCUGUCUGGUCUGUCUAUCUCUCUUUCUCUCUCUCCUUUUUUUUUUUUUUUUGAAAGCCUCUCUGUAACAUGUAUACACAUUUCUAAAUGAUGUUCUGAAGUUUAAGUAUUCACAAGAGAAUGUUUAAGGUAAAAACUAAGAAUUAGUAAAUGAACUGUGAUAGAAAUAGGCUCUAAUGAAUUAUUUUCAUUCGGAAAACCACUUAAUUCUUGUCAAUGUUUUACUGACGUGUUGUGUAUGUUCAUCUGUUUUGGAAGAGUUAUUAUUCCAUACAUUACGUGCAGUGCUGAAUGAAAAAUCAAUGUUAUUCUUAAGUUGUUAAAAGGAGAAAUCUAAUCAUCAAAUUUUUGUGAUGCCUUUUUUGGGUAAUGAGAUCAUCUUCCCUAUCAUAUUUGGGGGAAAGUAUGAGAUCCUGGCAAAUUUUCUGGGUUUGAAAACAUUAGACUUGAAGAGUGAUACAAAAAAUAUAUAUUAAAGAUUGAUUUCUUUCCAUUGAACAUUAACAGACAAAUUUGUUUGGGUAAAGCAGAAGGAAAUCUUGGAAGUUUUCUUGUAAAAUUAGAAGGCGUACUAUGUUUCACUGAACAGCAAAGGAAGGUCGGAGUUGUUCACAGAAUCUGCUUCCAGAUGCUUAGUUUCCCAUUCUUCUUCCACUAGUUCCCAUAAUAGAAUGAUUAAUAGACAAGACCAGUUAUUUUUGCAAGGACAUGCUCAAUGACUUUGGAAACCUGUAUUUAAUCCUUGUAAAGUACCUUACUUUCUGUGUAACUCCAGACAAAUGAUUUGCCUUCACUCUGUUUAGCCACCAGCUGAAGAAUUUUAGCAUUAGCUUCUUGACAUGUUCAGUUCCCUACUUGUAAAACAGGGAUGAUGGUGUGGUACAAGGAAGUUUUAGGGCAGCAGAACCUGUGGUCAUAGCUGAUGAGUCAAACACCUUUGUAUACCUUCAGAGGGUUUCAGGAAACUU
Molecule: messenger RNA, 4715 nt
Organism: Struthio camelus australis
Lineage: Eukaryota; Metazoa; Chordata; Aves; Struthioniformes; Struthionidae
Gene: OPRK1
Product: opioid receptor kappa 1
Biological process (GO): neuropeptide signaling pathway; G protein-coupled opioid receptor signaling pathway; sensory perception of pain
Cellular component (GO): plasma membrane; neuron projection
Molecular function (GO): neuropeptide binding; dynorphin receptor activity
Source: RefSeq, a predicted model, not a curated record